Exophiala bonariae is the source of this 837-nucleotide messenger RNA. RefSeq lists its product as uncharacterized. Gene Ontology annotation, molecular function: catalytic activity. The transcript is spliced from 2 exons. Lineage: Eukaryota; Fungi; Ascomycota; Eurotiomycetes; Chaetothyriales; Herpotrichiellaceae. The coding region runs from base 1 to 837 and encodes 278 amino acids. The record is from RefSeq and is a predicted model, not a curated record.
AUGCCCUCCAUCACCACGCAAGACGGCACCGAGAUCUACUACAAAGACUUGGGAGCCAAGACAGCUCAACCCAUUGUUUUCAGCCACGGAUGGCCAUUGAGCUCGGACGACUGGGAGAACCAAACCUUCUUCUUCGCCAGCAAAGGAUACCGCGUGAUCGCGCACGAUCGCCGAGGUCAUGGCCGUUCAUCCCAGCCCUGGGAAGGUCAUAACAUGGACACCUACGCUGACGACCUCCAUCAGCUGUUCGAGAAGCUCGACCUCAAGAAUGCCAUCAUGGUCGGCCAUUCCACCGGUGGAGGAGAAGUGGCCCGAUUUUUGGGUCGCCAUGGCACCAGCCGUGUCUCGAAAGCGGUGCUGAUAUCGGCUGUCACACCGGGGAUGGUCAAGACGGAGGCCAACCCCGCGGGUGUGCCGCUGGAAGUAUUCGACUCUUUCCGGGAAGCUAUGGUCAAGGAUCGAGCACAAUUUUUCAUCGAUGUGCCCACAGGUCCGUUCUUCGGAUUCAAUCGACCAAAUGCGACGGUGAGCCAAGGCAAGAUCUGGAGUUGGUGGCAGCAGGGCAUGCGAUGCGAUUUCAAGGCCACGUACGAUUGCAUCAAGGCAUUCUCCGAGACCGACACCACCGAAGAUCUGCGAAGUGCGGAUAUCCCUAUUUUGAUUUUGCAUGGAACUGAUGAUCAGGUCGUGCCGAUUGAAACGAGUGGACGACGGGCAGUGCAGUUUUGUAAACAUGGUACCCUGAAGGAGUAUCCUGGAGCUCCCCAUGCUUUACCGACGAUCUGUGCUCCAGAGGUAAACCAGGAUAUAUUGAAGUUCAUUCAAGAAAGUAUAUAA